Messenger RNA from Beta vulgaris subsp. vulgaris (sugar beet), 1541 nucleotides. RefSeq names its product probable fructokinase-7. Gene Ontology annotation, biological process: fructose metabolic process. Gene Ontology annotation, cellular component: cytosol. The coding region runs from base 252 to 1265 and encodes 337 amino acids. Gene Ontology annotation, molecular function: fructokinase activity. Lineage: Eukaryota; Viridiplantae; Streptophyta; Magnoliopsida; Caryophyllales; Amaranthaceae. The record is from RefSeq and is a predicted model, not a curated record. The transcript has 7 exons.
UGACAAAUCACAUUUAAAAUAAAGGGAGUUGGUCAAUUAAUACAAGCAACAUAUUCGGGGUCUUACAUUUACAUGAUCCAUCAUAAUUUCAUACAACCUCAGAUUUCUUGCGACUCUCCAAAGAUCCAACAACCUUCCCCUUUCCCCCUCUCUUCUGUCUGUACCAACAGCGUACCUUCUUCUUCUCCUUCUUCCUCUUCUCAACAAAUUCUUUUUCUUUUUAGUUUCUUCUGGGUUUUUAACCAUCUUCCAUGGCUCACAAUCACUCUUCAGAUACAAAUGGGAAAAUGAAGCAUGGUGAAUCACUGGUUGUUUGUUUUGGGGAAAUGUUGAUUGAUUUUGUGCCCACCGUUGCCGGGGUCUCGCUGGCUGAAGCACCUGCAUUCGCUAAAGCUGCCGGUGGUGCUCCUGCUAAUGUUGCUGUGGGAAUCUCACGGUUAGGAGGUUCCUCCGCUUUCGUUGGAAAGGUAGGGAAGGAUGAGUUUGGCUUCAUGCUAGCUGACAUUUUGAAGCAAAAUAAAGUAGAUAAUUCAGGUAUGAGAUUUGACCCCGGGGCAAGGACAGCACUAGCAUUCGUUACUUUGAGAGCCGAUGGAGAGCGUGAAUUUCUCUUUUUCCGCAAUCCAAGUGCUGAUAUGCUCCUUCAUGAAUCCGAGCUUGAUAAAGACCUACUUGAAAAGGCGCGGGUCUUUCACUAUGGUUCAAUUAGUUUGAUAGAGGAACCUUGCAGAUCAGCUCAUCUUGCUGCACUGACAAUUGUGAAGAAGGCAGGUGGUUUCCUUUCGUAUGAUCCCAAUUUGCGUAAACAAUUGUGGCCAUCAGAGGAAGCUGCUCGGGAUGGCAUAAUGAGCAUAUGGGACCAAGCAGAUAUGAUUAAGGUAAGUGAAGACGAAAUAACAUUCUUGACUGGAGGUGAUGACCCAUACGACGAUAAUGUUGUUAUGAAGAAACUCUUUCAUCCCAAUCUUAAGCUCUUGAUAGUGACUGAAGGGUCAGAAGGUUGCAGAUACUACACUAAGACGUUUAAGGGCAGGGUUUCAGGCGUGAAAGUUAAACCUGUGGACACAACUGGUGCAGGUGAUGCAUUUGUGGGAGGCAUUCUAAGCAAUUUAGCUUCUGACUUGAAUAUAUUGAAGGAUGAGAAGAGGUUGAGAGAAGCUUUGCAUUUUGCAAAUGCUUGUGGCGCUGUUACAGUUACGAAGAGAGGGGCCAUUCCUGGUUUACCAACAAGAGAUGAAGUCCUUGAAAUCUUGCAACAAGCCUGAUGCAGUAGAAUUUAGGCAAAUUCUUUUUUCGUAAUUUUGUGUAUUUGAUGUAAUUCUAGGCUCUGAUGGUAGCUUCUAGUUUGAGGCGCCAAAUAUAGUUCUUUUUGUUUGAAUAGCUUUUAUGGUUUUUAUUGUUAGGUUCCUCUUAUUUCAUACUAUUACUGGCCAGAACUUGACAUCCGCAAGCUAAUUCUUUUAGCUUGUUUGACUGUUGAUGUAUUGAUCAUUUGAUUGUAUCCCGUCCUUUUCCCAAUAUAAGGAAUCAUUAUUGUAAAA